Candoia aspera is the source of this 6961-nucleotide messenger RNA. RefSeq names its product Ras association domain family member 8 (gene RASSF8). Lineage: Eukaryota; Metazoa; Chordata; Lepidosauria; Squamata; Candoiidae. The coding region runs from base 256 to 1512 and encodes 418 amino acids. Gene Ontology annotation, biological process: signal transduction. The record is from RefSeq and is a predicted model, not a curated record. The transcript is spliced from 5 exons.
GCGCCGCUUGAGCCGCCCCUGCCCGGCGGGAGGCGGGGAGACCGGCUUGGGCUCGCCGAGUGGAGGGGAGCCAGUCGCCGCGGGUGCCCGGCGGUGGGAGCCUCCGGCGCGGCCGCUUCCUUCCUCGGCUGGUGGGUUUCGCCCCGGCAAAGCGGUAAUAGUUGCCACCGGCAUGUUGGCACUACCAGUCAUAGCUGUAAACGUGAGCUGACAUCUUGAAGACCAUAUGCAUGGCCAUUGGGUGACCUGGAAGCCAUGGAGCUAAAAGUGUGGGUUGAUGGAGUCCAAAGGAUUGUUUGUGGAGUCACAGAAGUUACUACUUGCCAGGAGGUGGUUAUAGCUCUUGCUCAGGCUAUAGGUCGCACUGGAAGGUACACCUUGAUAGAGAAAUGGAGAGAUACGGAGAGACAUUUGGCACCUCAUGAAAAUCCUAUAAUUUCUUUGAACAAAUGGGGACAAUACGCAAGUGAUGUGCAGCUAGUGUUGCGACGCACCGGGCCAUCACUCAGCGAGCGGCCAACCUCUGACAGUGUCGCUCGGAUACCAGAAAGGACUUUGUAUCGGCAAAGCUUACCUCCCUUGGCCAAACUCAGACCUCAGAAUGAUAAGUCGAUUAAAAGGAGGGAGCCAAAACGGAAAUCUUUGACUUUCACUGGCGGAGCCAAAGGAUUAAUGGACAUUUUUGGGAAAAACAAAGAGUCUGAGUUCAAGCAGAAAGUCCUCAACUGCAAAACAACGGUGGACGAGUUGAAAAAACUGAUCCAUCUCCAGACGGAGAAGCUGCGGUCCACUGAGAAACAGCUGGACUCGAAUGAUGCUGAAAUUAAAUAUUGGGAGCAGCGGUUCAGUUACAGCCUGGAGGACGAAAUUGUCAAACUGGAGCAGAAGAUCAAGAGGAAUGAGGUGGAGAUCGAGGAGGAGGAAUUCUGGGAAAAUGAACUCCAGAUUGAGCAGGAAAAUGAGAAACAACUGAAGGAGCAGCUCCAGGAAAUCAAGCAAAGGAUUUUGGACUGCGAAGGCAAGCUGAAGGAGUACGUGGUCCAGAUCCAUAACAUGGAAAGUGGCCUUGAGGCAGAAAAGUUACAACGGGAAGUACAAGAGGCAAAAGUAAAUGAAGAAGAAGUCAGAGAGAAGAUUGACAAAGUGAAAGGGGAAAUUGAUAUCCAAGGCCAACAAAGUCUCAGGCUGGAAAACGGCAUAAAAGCUGUGGAAAGAUCUCUGGGCCAGGCUACCAAACGGUUACAGGAAAGAGAACAGGAGCUGGAGCAGCUGACAAAGGAACUGCGUCAAGUCAAUCUCCAGCAGUUCAUCCAGCAGACUGGGACAAAAGUCACUGUCCUCCCUGCUGAACCUGUUGAAUUGGAGGCUUCACACCCAGAGCUUGAGAAAGAAUCAACAUUUCAGACCAGCUCCCUCAAACGCCCCAGUUCCUCAAGGCAGCUUCCUAGCAACCUCCGUAUCCUGCAGAAUCCACUGUCCUCUGGAUUUAACCCCGAGGGCAUUUACGUAUAACAGCCUAAACAUCUUCUGGAGAGGACCUGUGACGGUACCAAGGACCAUACCCAGUUUCCUUCUGUUGGGUUUGUUCUCCCUGCGAUGUAUGGAGAAGGAAAACCAAACCUGGCAGUCUAAAACUACAAAGCAUGGGCAUUUCGGAGUCUGUUUUUAAUCAGAUCUACAACAAACUUGGAAUCCCGCCCCAUGCACUGAUUACGAUGAAGAACAAAGAGAACUGUGGAGGCAACGCUGCCUAAGCAGCCAUGGUGAAAAUAGCUUUUUCUUUCUUUCUUUCUUUCUUUCUUUCUUUCUUUCUUUCUUUCUUUCUUUCUUUCUUUCUUCCUUCCUUCCUUCCUUCCUUCCUUCCUUCCUUCCUUCCUUUCGUUCUUUUUAAAAUAAUAAUUAUUAUUGCUAUUUCUGAAGCAUUUGGAUACAUAUUUCUUAGCAGGCAUAAAUGGCUGACCAGAGUGAGAAAAAAAAUUGCCCACCCUCUUUGCAUUUGAAUUAGGGUUUAAUUUAUUCCAUUUAAUGAGAGAAUGUGUGAAUAUGAGCGUUUAAUUUCUACCUGCAGGCCUACGCUGCCCCCAUCCAUGGCUGCUGCCUAAGAUGCCAUUAGGUAUUAAGUUCUCUCUCUCUGUCUUCACUCAUAUGUAGCAUCACUUACACUGUGUGCUGAUAAGAGCUUGGUAGACAUUUCCCACCUUCUUGCUAGUGUGGGAUGUUGUGAUGAAGCCGCAGCUCAGGAUGAGUGAUCCUAAGUAUUAGAGCAAAGGAAGGAACAUAUACCAACCCACCCACCCAGCUGCAGGCAUUAGUGUGCUCCAUAAAUGGCCAUGCCAGGAAGGAUCGCUGGAUCCCCCACAUCUGGAAGGCACCCUGUGAUCAUCCUUGCCUUUUGAAAGAGACUGGAGAACUAAAAUUGGAAGUUCCAUUUUAGGGCAGGUAUAAUUUGGGAUUUUUCCCUAAGAAUGCCAUGUCUGCAGUAUGAAAGAGUGUGUGUAUGUGUGUGUGUGAGAGAGAAAAAAAGAAUCUGCACAGGAAUGAAUGAAUGAAUGAAUGAAUGAAAGGAACAAACAAUGUGGUGUUUUGUCAUUACAAAUAUUCUCAAUGUCCAAAUUGCUGAAGCUAAAAAAAAAAGUUUUGAAAAGCUCAUUCUGUGGCGGGUUUUCUUGUGUUAUGGCCAUUGUAGGACUUUUUUUUUUUUACAGCCAGUGGCUUUUCCCGCUUAAAGGUCCUGAAACCCCACUUUGUAAGGAUACAUUUAGCAUUUAAAGAACUUCUACAGUAGUUAGAUAGCAUUUUAUUAUAUGAAGUUUAUAUUUGAGAUAUUUUGCCAUAAUGAAUAUGCUUAUCAAGGAACAAAAUACUAUGAGAUAUCUUCAGUCAAAUGUCUUGCCAAAGGAAUUCUCAGUUGUUGUUUUUUUACCACUAUAGUGUUCUUAUUUUAUAGCCAGAUUCUCCAAUAAAGACAUUAUAGUGUGGACUUGUGCCGCUUAGGAUUUACUGAGCCAAAAACACCAUGUAUGGUAAUUGGCCAGCUGCUUAACAACCUGUCUUUGCAAAACCAAGUCUAUCAAUCCCACUUGGUUUCAACCGUACAUAAAACUGGUGGAAUAUGCUCAGACCAUGGGAUGAAACAGUUGGACAGGUCCAUCCUAAUGCCUUCCCUACAGAAUGAAGCCGUAUAUAUAUUUCUAUAACUGUUCACAACAUUACUUCAGUCCAGGCUGUGGUGAUGCAAAAGGUUAUAAAGAAAUUGCCAUUUAUUUAAAUAAGAGCACAUUCAUUUCUAACAUACCUUGUCACCCAAUACUACCCAAAAUAAUAGAAUAGAUCUACAGAAGAAGAAUGCAUGUCCAAGAUAAAUAGGAAUAAGCACAUAAAUCACAGUUCACGAUAAGUUAUUUUAGCAAUUCAAUUUCUGACAGUUCAACUUCUACGUCAAACAGAACACAAGACUAUAUUUUAAGUAUUUCAGGACAUUUCUGAGUUGCUGAAUAUUACUGAAAUGUCUCAGAAUGAUUCUGUGCUUGAUGUUCUGUUUGGAAACAAUCACAUUUUGAUACACUGUAAAAUCAGAAUCCAGGCCUUAUUAAUUGUAUUCGUGUAUCUGAGAGUGGGGUGAUAAAUGGAAUGCUCUUGUUUUCCUUGGGGUGAUACUACAUUUACCUGAAAAGAGGUGACCCCAAAUUUAAGAUAAUCCCAAGUCUCACAAGAAUGAGAAAACAGAUGAAGAAUUAGAAAUAAUACACUCAGAUCUUGUGCAAUGCCCAGCUCCAGCAGAAGCCAAUGAAUGACAGUUGUACAAAUGGUGUAUGUACCUACAUACAGACUUGUCAAAAGACUCACCUCAACAAAGGGAAAGUUUUGUCCCCCAGUAAAAUAAAAUUGUAUGAAUUAAAUUAAUAACUACAGAUUAACAAUAAUUGCCUAUAAAAUGAAGUCCCCACUUUGUUUAAUUAAUCCUCCAUCUGCAUAAAAACCAGCAUUCUUGUGCUCACACCCAACUUCUUUAGUUCCACUACAUACGCACCUCCUGUCUCCAGCACAAAUAACAAAAAAAGAAGAAGAAAAGGAAACGGAGGGAGAUGGGAUGAGGGGAAGGAGUAUCUGCAGACCUGUUUAAAUCUCACAGGAAUGGACAUAACGUUCCCUUGACAGCAGCUAAUUUUUGAAAGCCCCUGUGUUUUUCAAAUGUUGUUUGCAGCCAUUUGCACCUCUGCCCAUUUCAACAGCAUAUGCUGUUCCCCAUUCACAGUGCAUUUAUUUGGGGAAAAGACUUCAUAUUCCUAUUGGGAAGGAUGGCAUGUGGCCAUUUUGUGGCAUAAUUCUAAGAUUUGGCCCUCAGAAAGACUUGUUUACUGAUGGUAAAAAUGCCAGUUUUAAGACAAAGGUCGCAUGCAGUGUGUUUGAUAAAUAGUGAAUGGGGCAUUUGCUAGCUAUGGGAUCCUAACAGUUGGAUAACAUUCCCAUAAUAAACUGCAUCCCACUGAAAAAUAUCCUUUCAACUCUGUGGCUGAUGCAUUUUAUAUAUCUUGGACCAAUUGUUUGGAUUUCAUAGGGAGAUGAUUCAUGGGAAGAAUGAUUCCUCCUGCUGUGCAGGAUCUAAUUCUUGGAUCAGGAAGUUUGAAGAUACACACACACACCCCUAUCCAUAAAGCAAGUAAAAGGAAUGCCCCUUUGAAUAACCCCAGUUGGAUUAAUUCAUCUGCAGCCAAAGAUUGACAUCAAGUUCCUCUCUACUUGAGUCUGUCAUAUCCAGAGCUGUAGAAGUGAAUAAGGUGCUAUACCAGUUAAAAGGCUACAAAUUAAAUGAAAAUAUUUUUAAUCAUCCCCCCACCUCCUGAAAUGCUGCAUUCUGAACAGGAACUUCCUUGCCUGGAACUGUAACAAAAAACAGGACUUGACACUAUGAAAAGAAAUGGUGGUUAAUGGUGGUGGACAAGUUCAAAGGACAACUGGUUUGGCAGAUGAAUUUUCUUCUGCAGCACACAAUCUCAAAGACGUGUUGCAUUCUACAAUGCCUUUAUGCUAUAUGACUCCCUGCACAUCCUCAAGUGUGCUGUAGAACCUCUGUAACAGUUUUCCUCUAUGUGCAGUCUCCAGAUGUAUAGACUUUGAUUUCCAGAACUCCCCAGUCAGCAUACCAUUGCUCCACAUUUUUGGCAAGUGCCGAAGUGGGGACAGCUGCUCCAUAACAUGUAUGGGUUCUUCAGCCAAGAUUUGCUUCACACGGAAAUACUCAAUUGUGUCCCUUUGGGAGCAGGGAUUUUGAAAUGUAACUGCUAUUAACGUAGUAUUCAUUCAUUUAACAGGCAAUUAAUAGUUAUUUCUGCCAAUGCAAGAUGCAAAUAAUGAGCUGAGAACUCAUCGCAAGAGUUUAGUUGCACUGGCUCUUAACUUAGCCUCCUACACGCUUCUCUAAACCCAGUCCAUAAAGACCUGCCCUUGCUGUGAAAUUAAACAUAUGCAGACAUUUGGGACAUUUCCAAAGGCUUCAGCGCAUAAGAUUAGCCGGUAAUAGAAUUGUCCUAAACUACAGUAAGAAGUUCUAAAUAGUGCAGGUCAGAUCAUUUACAUCACCUACUGACCUUAGUCCUUGGAAAUUAAAAAGCCCUCAAAGAGGCAUACUUAAAAAGGGUUUCAGGAAAGGAAAAUCAUGUUCUGGAGCUAUUAGCUUUCUUGUUAGGAUACAGCCUAAAUCAUCCUACCUCACUCCCUGCCCUCCACAUGGGUUUCUCGCAAGUCCCAAUCAUCCCAAUCAAAUAUUGUUGAGAAUUAUGAGGUCUGCAGUCCAACACGUCAAAGUGUCAGGUUGAGGAACAGUGAUCAGCAUUCAAUAAGCUAUCUACUUUAACUAACUUGCAAGAAAAUCAAUCAUGCAGGCAUGAUGAUAGCAGUGGGAAACAGAGGACCCUACACUUCAUAUUGCUCUUCCCUCUUGCAUGUAAUCUUUAAUGAGAAUGGCAAUACAGUCAAGCAAAUACCAACAAACAUCUUUAAUUCUAUUUUUUUUUUUUUAAAGAAUUUUGGUGAAGCCAAGGAGAUGUGUACUAUUGCCAUUUCUUAUUAAAGUUGCUCUAGGGGAUGGAGAUGAGAAAACAAGUCUAUUGAUCCGUGGUGAAGGCCGGUUUUCAUGUUUUCCUGCCUUCAAAAAGAUGGUAACAUACAUAUGGGUGCAAAUGUCAUGUGUGAGAUCAGCAGAAGGCUUCAAAUAAAACCAGUGAGCCCCCCAAAAUUCAUGUGGGUCAAUAGACCACCUCCUUGUGUCUGUCAGAUGGUUACUCUUGAGCAACAUUGAUGUUUUUCAUAUAUGAGAAGACCGGUUAAGUUUUACUUGCAGUCACAACAUUGCACCUUUAUGGAGUAGUCCAGAGAAUUGCCCUCUCUAAUUUCUUCAGAGUCAACCAAAUUCCUAACGUGCUUUAUAUAAUGUGAAUUGGGCCUUAAUUAUUAUUGUAAAUAGCAAACCUGUAUUCUGAUUUAUUUUCCAUUAUUGAAUAGCUCUGUGCUGUAUUUUAUUAAAAGAUAUAUAUCAAAAGUAUUACUUUUGUAUUCCAGCUGUUUUUUUUUAAGGCAUUAAUUCAUGCACAUGUAUUCUGUUUGUUACAGUGUUUUAAUGUUUUGGAUGAAGGCCAUCAGCUGUAUGGAGAUGACAAAACAAACAAUUCUGUUUAUUUAUUUAUUCAGUAUUUUGCUGCUUUACUUUUUUUGAAAUAAAGUUUUAAUUGCCAAUAAAAGAGCCAACUGAAAAAUCUUACUUGUUAUAGUUAUGUUUUCAGCAUAACCACACAUGCAUCCCAAGAGAAAAGAUGGUGUAGGUGAUGUUUAACUGUUAAAGAGAAGAACUUUUCAUACAGUAGUUGAACUGGGUUUAACGUGCAUGUAAAAUAGAUCCAUGAUUUUUUUUCCCUUGAACUGAACAAUCAAAUUACUCCUUCAGUAAAGAUGUUUAAAACUUGAA